This is a messenger RNA of Perkinsus marinus ATCC 50983, 4104 nucleotides long. RefSeq lists its product as hypothetical. The coding region runs from base 1 to 4104 and encodes 1367 amino acids. The record is from RefSeq and is a predicted model, not a curated record. NCBI's taxonomy places the organism in Eukaryota, Perkinsozoa, Perkinsida, Perkinsidae. The transcript has 2 exons. Gene Ontology annotation, molecular function: nucleic acid binding; RNA-DNA hybrid ribonuclease activity.
AUGAGAUCCCCCGCGGCUUUCGCCGUUCUGGCACAUCAGUGCGCCGACCUGGGUGUUGCAGCAGUGUUGAUUCAAGAGCCCCCAAGGAGGCUCCCUGCAACGGUUGAGGGAUUCAAAAGCAUCCUGCCUCAAUUCACUCCGGAAGGCUCUGCAGAUGAAGACCGACGCCCGAGGGUAUGCAUACUACUGCGCACCUCUAUGCCCCAUAAGCUAGCUAGCGAGUCGAGAGACACACUAGCUCUUGACACCAAGCUACCGGGGCACCAUCAAUGGGUCAGGCUAGCCUCCAUAUAUCUCAGCAGCAACAUUGGACCAACCGAGACGCUCCGAGACGUCGAACUGGUUCAUCCUAGCAUUGUGGCAGGGGACCUCAACUGCUCUCACUCCACGUGGGGCAGCCCCACGAAUCCCACAAGCACUAGGACAGAGCAAGUCCUUGAAUGGACUGUUGCGAAUGAUCUAGCGUGUAUCAAUGGCAACCGAGGCCGUCCGACCUUUCGCGGAAGCAUAGGCCGGACAUACAUCGACGCAGUCUUCGUCUCCCAAGGCCUAGUAAGUAGGUGCUCCGCGGCAACAGUACCAGACUUCUCCGAGACUAUCCCCACUGAUCAUGAAUGCCUAAUGUGGACUGUUGCACCCACCCACACAUCCCCACAACAGAACACAAGACGCAGGGCGAAAGACACCAACUGGAAGAAGUUCCAUGAGCUCAUACGACAGCUACGGAGCAAGGGGCCCGUACUAUCUCCACAAGACCUACAAUCGAGAACGUCCAGAUUGAUCAACACGCUCCGCAACGCAGUCAAAUACUCUACCCGAGUGAGUCGCGUCGACGGAUCCAGACGCCAGACCAAGGAUUGGUGGGGCCAUGGGAAGGUAUCAGGGCCGCUGAAUAUCGACCGCGCCCGUAAGAACUACCAAAGGGCAAGAGGGCACGCGAAUCGAGACCCCGGGGAUAGCGGACGGAGACUCACCGAAUGCCGGGCCCACAAGGAAUAUGUCAAAGCCAUAUUCAAUGCGAAGAAGCGAUAUUGGCAGCACACCGUGGAGACCCUAGACCCAUCGGGCGUAACCCGCAUCAUGAUGGGUAGACAGAGCAGCGGUCACACACAGGCCAUAGAUGCGGACUCGGCAGCGGACUACUUCUUCGGGACAGCGCGGACUCUAGAAGAGAGCCGACCACCACAGCCACCCCCGCUGGGAGCUCAGACCCCCUCGCGCAGCGGAAACGUCUCGCUAACAGCAGGCCAGGUUGAAGACAUAAUCCGGGGCCUUCCGUCGGGCAAAAGCCCAGGGGAUGACUUCACUUCAUAUGAACACUGGAGAGAGGCCGCCCAACACCCGGAACUCCUGGAAGAACUACGGCUAGUUCUAGAGGCCAUCAUAAACUUCAAAACCUUCCCAGAGGCGCUAAAGCCCACCAAAGUCGUGUUGAUAGGCAAGCCCAAUAAAAGGGUUGCGGCCGGGGCUGAUGUCAACACCAGGAUGAAGGCAAUCAGACCCAUAUCACUGCUGAGAACCCUCAGCAAGAUAGCCGAAAAGGCGAUCCUACAACAACUCGAGUGCAAGAUCCAAGCCCUCCCGCGGUGCGCGCAGGGCUUCCGAAAGGGCUUCUCAACAACAACAGCCCUAAAGGAGGUCGACGACUUCCUACACACGGUGGGUCGUGGGGGAGAGGUCGCAGGAGUUUUGUUAGAAGACUUCACUGGAGCCUUUGACAAUAUCCCGUGGGAGGCCAUCCUGGAUGGGGUCAAAGAGUAUCUCGGCCCGGAUUGGGUCGAUCUGAUCGUGUCUUACCUCCAAGGAAGAAGAGUGACAGUGGCGGCAGACGACGGUAGCACUAGUACAAGGUAUUUGCAGAAAGGCACCCCUCAAGGGGGCUGCUUGAGCCCGUUGUUGUUUCUGCUGGCGUCACUCCUACUCUACACGAAGUUAGAGAGGCGACGGGAGCUCACGGAGGACGAAGAGCGAUGGUCGAUUAAGAUAAUCGGCUAUGCUGAUGAUUUUGCCAUAGCCGUUAAGGCUGAGGACAUACAAACGUUGGGACAAGCAUUGUCAGAUUGCAGGAUCACCGCAUCCACCUGGGCGGAGACUCGUAGGAUACCGCUCGCUGAGGAGAAAGAGGAGCUUUUGCUUUUUGCGAAGAGGCCCCAGUGCGAAGAAUUUGCAGCAACCUACGGGCAUCUGGCUGCAAAGGGGAAGCCAGAAGCCAAAUGGCUCGGCGUUUGGAUGAGACCUACGCCGACUGGUAUACAGUGGGAUAAACAUGCACACUCAGUCAUAGAGAGUGCUAGAGGGUGGGCAAGGCAGAUCCGGAGCUUCUGUCGAUGGAAUUCCGGCCUCAACCCCGGAACGGCACAAAGCUUAUGGCAUGGCUAUCUACUACCACGAGCCACAUAUGCUGCCUCCGUCUGGGGAACAGCCAGCACUGCCAAAUGGUUCAGCAGAGCAUCCCGGGGAGUAAUGGCCACAUUGCUAAGGAGUGUGUGGCGGGCCACACCCAGCGCUCCUACGGCCAUAGUUAGUAGACUCGCCAAUUGGAGAGGGAUAGCAGAAGCAAUCGCCCGGCUGAUGAUCAAAGACUACUGCUACAAGCAGAAAUUCGUCCCGCGGCGCCUAGAGAAAAAGGCACUCAAGAGAUGGCUAGGAGAUAGCUUCACCCCUGAUCACUUUGAGAGCUCAGAGAGCUCACCCGCAGCUAUGGACAUCGAAUUGGACACCAGUGGCAUUGUGCAAUCAGGCGUGGGAACCCACCAGUGGUAUACAGACGGGAGCAAGCUGACUGUGAGAGGAACAGGCCUCUUCCACCUUGCUACCCGCACGGGAUUUGGAGUGGUGCGAUACGAUCCUGGAGGUAAGCCAGAGACCUAUGAGGCCAGGGCAUUGCCGCGCGAAACCACGGUAUACCAAUCAGAAGUAUGUGCCAUAGGAAGGGCGUGUGAAUUGGAAAUGUCUCGACUGUCGCUCUCGGAAGGUCUCGAGGAUGAGGGAGACGUCGAGAUACUAUCAGACUGUCUCUCCGCUCUAAGCAACAUUAGCAGAGCAACGGCCAUACAGCCGACCACAGUCGCGCGCAGUAGAGCACUGGCGCUGGCUCUGCACGAGCGGCUCAGAAGACGUAAUCGACGAUUAGUGAUGAGGUGGGUACGUGCCCAUAGAGGCAAUGUCCCAAACGCUCUCGCGGACACAACGGCCCGCUUGGGGGCCACAAUGGGGAAUCACCACCCUUGUCCUAUCCCCCAAACGGCGGCCAUGGAGAGGCUGAAGACCCGGUUCGAAGCUUCUGCUCUAAUUGAAUGGCAGCGUCAGAAGGGGCACCUCAAGGGCUAUCACGAGUCGAGAGCCAAUCUCGGGAAGCAACAGAGGGAGACGCUCUCAAAGGUGGCGAACGGAGGAGAUCGACGACGACUCCUCACUGUCAUCAGUGGGCACGGCGACGUGAAGUCUCACCUAAAGCACACUAAGCCGGCUCUUAUCCAGAAGAUCGGUCUCAAAUGCCGACACUGCAACGUGGAUGAAGAGACGAUAAGCCACCUCGUCUUCCACUGCAGGCCGGACAUCGGAGCUCAGCCUCUGAUCGGCAAGGCUGCCCUCAACAAACAAACUACUACUACUACUACUACUACUACUACUACUACUACUACUACUACUACUGCUACUACUACUACUACUACUACUAGUACUACUACUACUACUACUACUACUACUACUACUACUACUACUACUACUACUACUACUACUACUGCUACUACUACUACUACUACUACUACUACUACUACUACUACUACUACUACUACUACUACUACUACUACUACUACUACUACUACUACUACUACUACUACUACUACUACUACUACUACUACUACUACUACUACUACUACUACUACUACUACUACUACUACUACUACUACUACUACUACUACUACUACUACUACUACUACUGCUACUACUACUACUACUACUACUACUACUACUACUACUACUACUACUACUACUACUACUACUACUACUACUACUACUACUACUACUGCUACUACUACUACUACUACUACUAGUACUACUACUACUACUACUGCUACUACUACAUCGACGGUCAAUAGGUAG